GCUUGCCCUUCCCCACGUGGGUCCCGGGCUGCGCGCUCCUUGGAGCGACUUGGGGCGGCGGGUCUACGGGUCUGCGGGCGGCUCCGCGCUGGACCCGCGCUCCGGCCCGGCAUGAACCGCUACCUCCUGCCGCUGUCCGUGCUGGGCACGGUGGCGGGUGGCGCCGUGCUGCUCAGGGACUAUGUCGCUGGCGGGGCCUGUCCCAGCAAGGCCACCAUUCAUGGGAAGACCGUCAUUGUGACGGGUGCCAACACGGGCAUCGGGAAGCAGACCGCCUUGGAGCUGGCCAAGAGAGGAGGCAAUGUCAUUCUGGCCUGUCGAGACAUGGAGAAGUGUGAGGCGGCAGCAAAGGAAAUUCGCGGGGAGACCCUUAAUCACCGUGUCAAUGCAAGGCACCUGGACCUGGCCUCCCUCAGGUCCGUCCGAGAGUUCGCCACGAAGAUCCUUGCAGAGGAGGAGCAGGUGCAUGUCCUGGUCAACAAUGCAGCUGUGAUGCGCUGCCCCCACUGGACCACUGAGGACGGCUUCGAGAUGCAGUUUGGGGUCAACUACCUGGGUCACUUUCUUUUGACUAACUUACUGCUGGACAAGCUGAAAGCCUCGGCCCCCUCGCGGAUCAUCAACCUCUCAUCCUUGGCCCAUGUUGCUGGGCACAUAGACUUUGAUGACUUGAACUGGGAGAAGAGGAAGUAUGACACCAAAGCAGCCUACUGCCAGAGUAAGCUGGCCAUCGUCCUCUUCACCAAGGAGCUGAGUCGGCGGCUGCAAGGUACGGGGGUGACCGUCAAUGCUCUGCACCCCGGUGUAGCCAGGACGGAGCUGGGCAGACACACAGGCCUGCACAGCUCUGCCUUCUCCAGUUUCAUGCUCGGGCCCAUCUUCUGGCUGCUGGUGAAGAGCCCCCAGCUGGCGGCCCAGCCCAGCACCUACCUGGCCGUUGCGGAAGAAUUGGAGGGCGUUUCUGGAAAGUACUUUGAUGGACUCAAAGAGAAGGCUCCAGCCCCUGAGGCUGAGGAUGAGGAGGUAGCCCGGAGGCUUUGGGCUGAAAGUGCUCACCUGGUGGGCUUGGAGAUGUCCCAUGGGUCCUCUGUGAAGGGACAGCCCCUCCCUAAAUAACCUCUGGGGUCAGGCUUGAAAGCCCCCAGGGAGAGGGAGUCAUCAGGAUGGAACAGCAAGACCAACCAAAGCUGGCUGCCAUGCCCACAUCACCCUCUCGGUGGUGGUAUUGGCCGAGGAUUUGCUGGCUGCCAUGCCCACAUCACCCUCUAGGUGGCAGUAUUGGCACUGUAUGAGCCUCAAGAUCAAAGAAUCUGGCUGUCAUGCCCACAUCCCCCUCUGGGUGGCGGUAUUGGCCAAGAAAUGCUGACUGUCAUGCCCACACCAUCCUCUAGGUGGCGGUAUUGGCCAAGAAAUGCUGACUGCCAUGCUCACACUAUCCUCUAGGUGGCAGUAUUGGCAACGCAUGAGCCUCAAGUCCAAGAAACACUGGCUGUCACACCUGCAGCACCCUCUAGGUGGCAGUAUUGGCCCCCUCUUUCUGUCUCUUUCUCUCCCUUUUCUGGCCACAGUGGGUUGGACUGCAGUUGGGCACCUGCCUAGGGACUGGCUGGUGCAGUGUGCCCUGCUGCCAACAGGUGAGCUGGGCCAGCAGAUCGUUCCCUUGGGAAUCUAAACUGGGUGCUGCCGAGGGAGGGGUCAGCCCCCUCUGCUGUGGGCCAUGUCAGGAAAGCCAAUGGUGGCCGUGGUGGGGGACUGUAUGGCCAGUAGGCAAGUUGCCUGACAGAUGCCAUGGAGUUCACGGCUCCCUGUGGGAUCUUGUACACCUCCAGUCUCCUCUCUGAGCCUUGAUUUCUCCAACUGGAAAAUGUGCAGCGUGACUUGACUACCUCAUAGGAUGGCAGUGAAUGUGUUAUUCCCUGGCUCGGUGAACGGCAGCUGCGCAUUCCGUGCCAGUGGAUGUUUACUGUGGGUCUUCUGUGUGCCAGACUAGCAAGGUGCUGGGGAGACCCCGGAGAACCAGCUGGCACAGAUCUGGCCUUGUUAUCUCCAAGUCAUGCUUGAGUCCAAGUCAAGCAUGGAGUGAAAAACACACCAGCUGCUGCUGCUGAGGACCCAGGAUGCUGGGAUCACGCCCUUCCCUCCAACUCUUGUGGUAAUUUAAACCGUGGACUCUCAAACUUGCUCUUUAAUAGUAAUAGUAAAACUGCUGGCUGAGUCACAGGUUUUAUUUUCUUCCUCUGUGCAUGCGCAUGAGGAAG
Messenger RNA from Equus quagga, 2258 nucleotides. RefSeq names its product retinol dehydrogenase 13 (gene RDH13). The record is from RefSeq and is a predicted model, not a curated record. The transcript is spliced from 7 exons. Lineage: Eukaryota; Metazoa; Chordata; Mammalia; Perissodactyla; Equidae. The coding region runs from base 112 to 1116 and encodes 334 amino acids. Gene Ontology annotation, molecular function: oxidoreductase activity.